This is a messenger RNA of Nematostella vectensis (starlet sea anemone), 3051 nucleotides long. RefSeq names its product leucine-rich repeat and IQ domain-containing protein 3. Lineage: Eukaryota; Metazoa; Cnidaria; Anthozoa; Actiniaria; Edwardsiidae. Gene Ontology annotation, molecular function: protein binding. The transcript has 4 exons. The coding region runs from base 190 to 2757 and encodes 855 amino acids. The record is from RefSeq and is a predicted model, not a curated record.
GAUUUCUGUGUCAGAUCAACCGCGCGAAACCUGGACACAAACGAUUGUGGUCACUUCUCUGUUGCUACGCAACAAACAAAGCAAGAGAGAAGAUGGCUGCCUUUGUCGUGAAGUUUGACGGCGAAAUGGCUGAGCUAAUACAAUAAAACAAAUAUGGCUAAUUUAGCUUGAAAUUUUUAAAAACCGAAUAUGGUAUUUGAUGCCAGGGACUUUGUUGGUUCUCCUGACAAAAGGAAUGUCCCGAAAUCGCAACAAAAGUCAAAAUUUGAGAAGCAAAGAGAAGAAGAUGUUUUUCGGAAUGCGCACGAGAGGGGUUUUCUCAAGGCGGCAAGCGAGGAAGCAAUAUGGGAAAACAUCGGGGAAAAAUGCAAUCUGGAAGACGUGAACUAUCUGAACAUGAGUAGUAUCCAUCUACAUACUGUGCGAUCUAUAGAUUUGUGUGUGAAUCUAAAAAUUUGCGUGCUAGCGUGCAACUACAUAAAGAAUUUUGAUGCUUUAGGUCAUUGUCGUCAGCUAAUGUUCUUAGAUCUUCACAGCAAUCAGAUUACUAAAAUCCCAGGUCACAAGUUCUGGGCUGGUCUACAGGAGCUAACAACAGUCUUCCUACACGAUAAUGGGAUAUCUAGACUGGAUUACAUCCAGCUCAUGGCAUCAUCACCCAGUCUUUCAAUCCUUACCUUGUAUGACACCCCACUUAGCCUCAAGCCAAGUUACCGUCACCAUGUUGUUAACAGCUUGUGGUCGCUCAAGGUGCUUGACCGACAUGUGAUUUCUGAUGAGGAGAUCAUUGAGGAUGCUACAUUCAGUGGAAGGUUUUCUGCUCUGAGACCAUCUUUUUUGAUUGACUUGAAAGCACCCUUUAAAAAGGAACACAACUAUGAUGAAGCUCUCAAUCAUGUUAACAAACUUAUCUCCCAAGUGAAUCAUAUCCAAGCCAAAAACUCCCCUGUGCUUAUCAUACAAAAGCUGAUAAGAGGCCAUUUGGCAAGACAGAGAGUGAAGUACCUCCAAGACAUGCGCAUCUGGGCUGCUGUGUCUAUUCAGCGCUUCUAUCGCCACUACAAGGGACACGGACGGGUGGAACCAUUCGCUCCUCCGUCCUCGCCCGCCCCUAGCCGCUCCUCCUCUGCUGUCAUCCGACUCGACUACGAUUCGUACGUGAAGGACAUCAAACCAGGCUAUCAAAGCAGGGUGACGCCCAAGUCCUCCGAGGAAAAACUCAAGUCAAAAUCACCCAGCAAAAGUGUCUCUAUCGUUGUAGAACCAAUCGAUCGAAUCUAUGAGGAGGAAGAAGGAAGCAGGGUUUCUAAUACUCCAACUGAGGAAAAACUCGCCUCGGACGACGGGAGCCCUGUUCGCGUCACGACGCGCGUGAGUAUUAAUCUCCUAAGACUGGAGACUAGUACGUCAGAUAUCAUCAAAGCUCAAAAGGAGGCGGUGAAGGUUGAGAGAGAACUGGGUCUAGAACCUAAAAAGAGCAAGAUGGCGGUGAAAAUUUCAAAAACUAAGACGGUGUCGACGUUAAGUGCGAAAGAGAAGCCUCAAACUAAGAGUAAAGAAUUGCUAAAAGAGGAAGAAAGAAUUUGGAACCGUACUAAAAGGCGGAAGCGAAAAGAUCGAGUUGUGAGAUAUCCAACUGUCAGGGUGUUUUUCGGUCCGAUUGCAGAAACACACCCGAGGACAGAAAAAGUAUUCGAGAAUUCCGAGGAAGCACCACGAGCUCAGUUUCGUUUGUCAGGCCUUGAUCCGCCUAUAAACACAACAGAGCCUCUCUUGGAAAUGCUGGCGUCAAAACGUGAGGCGGGGAUCGAGGUGCGCAAAGCAGCACGGGAACACGAACUUAAUGUUCUGAACGAGCCACGUAAAGUGAUAAUUCCCAGGCCCACGAUGAAUAUUGACCAGCGGUUGUUCAUGCGCACGCAUGGUACGAUGGGUAUAGCCUGCUUGCGUGCAGUACAGCAGGCGUAUCGGGACCGUGAGCGUGCCGAGUCAGCAAGUAGUAAAAGCGAAAAGGUCGCUCAGUUGCGCGAAGAGAGACUUCAAUCUAGGGAACGUGUCCAGGCCUUUAAGACCGACUACCAGGAAACUACACUCCGACGGCGCUUGCGCGAAGAGGUGAAGACCGCUGAGGUGUUAAAGGAGCGCGAAGCACGACGGGUUGCGGAGCAGGAGAGGUUACAAACGGCUCGCGCAGUCACCGCUGAGCAGAAGAAAUCUCGCCAGGCGGACCGGAUGUUCAUGAACGAUUUUUCGUGCCAGCAGACGUCUGUUUCAAACGCUCUGUUGAAACACGACCGCGUGGCUCAUAAAGAUGAAACGAUCUUGUUAUCCGAGGAUGUGGUCCGCAAGGGAAAAGAGCUGAGCCAAGAGAACCAGAGUCUUGUCAAGCGAUACAUGGAGCAUCGACAGCUGUUACGACAGGCGGAGACCGCCAUGGCUCGCGCCGACCUGGAUGCGCGCAUGCUCCAGGAAGCUACCCAACGUGUUACGCAAGCCAAGUCACGCGUCUCGCAUCUCAAGUCGAGGCAAAAGGAAGCACAGGAAUUCUACGCCCUCCCGCCUACUAACGCGCCCGCACCCUUACCCCCACUGGCUGUUGUGUCGCCGGACCAAGAGGAAGUUUGGAGGCGGUUACCUAGGUUCCACUGGGCGCCGCGUAGUCAUGAGCGCGCACAAACCGAGCCCGCGAAUACUGGUGAACGCAGUUCGCGUGUGUCGCGCAUGUACUCAUUCGAGCCUGAAUUCGGAUUGGUUUAGAUAGAAACUUUUAUAAAUUGUAUGGCCUUCUUUACAAAGAAGAGAAACUAUAUUUCUUAUAAGCAGCAGUUUUGAUUAAUUUUUCUACGAUGGCCUUAUUAUGAAGAGAAUAUUUUAGCAGUUUUCUUCGUUUCUCACUUUUGAAAAUAAUUCUGAUGUAGUUUAUAGAACUUUUUGUACAAAUAUUUAAUGCAUUCCUCUCUCGAGACGAAAACAUAUGAUGAGUUGUCUAGCAAACUAGCAUCUGUUUUAUAUUCUCAACAAUUCACGAGAAAUAAAUUCAUCAUAAUCCAG